AUGUCGGAGGAAACAAUUACGUCUAUGAAUGAUCAGGCAGUUAAAAUUGAACCACCAGAAUAUUCACCAGAAGACAUUAAACUCGAAAUAGAGGUUGAUUUUGAUGAUUCCGACGUUGUUGUUAAAUCUGAAUUGUGUGCUGAAGAUGAUGAUACGUGUUUAGAAAGAUUUAUGAAUUCCGAAGUGACAAUUGAAGAAGAAGUCAAACAGGAGUUAGUUGAGACAUCAACUUAUGAAUGUGACCUUUGCAAUAGAUCAUUUGCAGAAUCAAAUCAUUUAAAAGAGCAUAUGGCCGAUCAUAUUCCUAACAAAAUCAAAGAAUGUCCUUUCAAAUGCAAAAUCUGUCAUAAGACUUUCAGUCAAUUAGGUAGUCUGAAAAGGCACAUGCUUAUUCACAGAGGUGAGCGACCCCACGAAUGCAGUAUAUGCAAUAAGACAUUCACACUAUUAUGUAAUCUGAAAAGUCACCUGCUUAUUCACAGAGGUGAGCGACCCUAUCGAUGCAGUAUAUGCAAUAAGACUUUCACACUAUUAUCCAAUCUGAAAAGUCACAUGCUGAUACACAUUGGAGCACGUCCUCAUGAAUGCAAUGUAUGCAAAAAGGCAUUCAUGCGAGCAGGUGAUCUGAAGAAACACAUGCUCAUUCAUAAUGGAAUUUUUACAAAUCUCUUAACCCUUAUGAAAGAAAAAAAAUCGCGGCCGUUCAUCUCUACUACUACUACUUCUCAUUUAUAG
Molecule: messenger RNA, 735 nt
Organism: Ctenocephalides felis (cat flea)
Lineage: Eukaryota; Metazoa; Arthropoda; Insecta; Siphonaptera; Pulicidae
Product: zinc finger and SCAN domain-containing protein 22-like
Exons: 2
Coding region: 1-735 (244 amino acids)
Biological process (GO): regulation of transcription by RNA polymerase II
Cellular component (GO): nucleus
Molecular function (GO): DNA-binding transcription factor activity, RNA polymerase II-specific; RNA polymerase II cis-regulatory region sequence-specific DNA binding
Source: RefSeq, a predicted model, not a curated record